AUGAACACAUCUGCUCUCGAAGCCUUCGCUUCCGAAGUCGCCGCUGCCACGAACCCUAUAAUGAUGGUCGAGAUGAUCCCGAUCAUCAAGAAAUAUCUCCCAAGCAAGCACCAAGAUCUCUGCAAAAUUGUCUGCAACGAUGGCUUUAUCAACGCAGCCGACACAAGAUUGGCUUACUACGGAGGCCUGGGUGCUCUCCUCACGCAGGUAAAGGAGUUCAUGAACUUCCCGGGAAGUCUCGAGAAGUUUGAAACUGAGCUGUCCGCUCUUUAUCUGAUGACGCCCAAUAUCCAUUCAAGUCUCACCAAUCAGAAAUACAUCUAUAAAUCCCAGCUUCUUGCGAUCCUUCAGAAAAUCGGUGAGGUUCCGAUAAUCCAGUUGUUGCCCAGAGAAGACUCCAAGUACUAUGUCCUUCAUUCGAUCAUAGCCAUCUACCUGAGAACCAAAGAAAGCCAAAUGAAGGAUCCAUUUGAGUUGAUGACCUAUGACGACGAUCAGCUCGCGCACUUGGAAGCUAUCAUCAGCGUCCAGACUUUGACGUUCCAGGGAGAAGAUUUGGAUCCGUCGACCAGCUUGGAAAACAUCAUCGCCAAAUUCAAAGCCCUUUUGCCUACGCACCCGAAGGAUCAAAAACACAAGCGACUUCAGAGAAUCAUAGAGGAGUUUCAUUCGUCAGGAAAAAACGUUAUUGUCUAUCAGAACCUGCUGUUUUGGACCACUAUCCUUAUCACCGAGUUCGACCGUUUUUUGGCUGCUCUUCCAGCUUAUCAAGGCCCUACUCUUGUCAGAGUCUUCCAUGACGACUUUGCCGGAAAAUUCGUUUUGGAAAGGGAACUACUCGGGCUGGGAAAUCCUGAAACAGUCGAAAUCGAGACAUUGAGAACUGUGGACUUCAAGAAGAUUCGUGAAUGGCAGAAAGAGAACAACCUUCCAGUUUCGCCAAUGGGACCCGACCCGUAUAUGAUGGACCAAUAUGAGUUUGUCAUAAUGAGGAUCCCAAGAACCUUCUUCCGCUCAAUCCCGAUCCCAGCCUGGUCCAAAAAGUAUUUCCACCACGUGACUGAAGUUUUGAUUGAGAUACUUAGAGACAUCAUUUCAAUCAGAUGUGUCUUCCAGAACCUUCGUAUGAAGCGUCUAGAAAAGCUCUUCGUGACAAUGAAAGAGACUAUGAAUCAAUUCACGGAGACACACCCAGCAAUCCAAUUGAUCACCGAGUCUGAAGCCACCGGAAUCAGAGAGGCGAUCGAGCAGUGCCUCUUGAGGUACAAGGUCGUUCCUGGGAAUCUGAAGCGGAUCAGAGAGAUUGAAGGAUUCCAUCUGAAACAUCUCAAGGAGGAGCUCAAGAGAUUGGGAGUCGUCUCAACAUUUCCGGACAUCGUCCAAGUUGCGAAUGAUUUGUUCCACGGUUACCAUGAAGAUCAACUCAAUGAUCGCGCUCUCACCACAUUUGAUAUGUAUCAAGCUGUGGAGAAGUGCAGACUUUCUCACAUCGUCUGCAAGUCAGAGACUCGAUCCUUCUUCCACAAGUUCAACUCUUGUCAGAAGGUGCAUUGCUUGUGUGCAGUCUGCGAUCAAUCGAAGUGA
Caenorhabditis briggsae is the source of this 1584-nucleotide messenger RNA. The transcript has 5 exons. Gene Ontology annotation, biological process: innate immune response. Lineage: Eukaryota; Metazoa; Nematoda; Chromadorea; Rhabditida; Rhabditidae. Gene Ontology annotation, cellular component: membrane raft. The record is from RefSeq and is a predicted model, not a curated record. Bases 1 to 1584 code for a protein of 527 amino acids.